GGGGGGGCUUGGUUACGUUAAGCUCGAGAGGGAGAAGAAAGCGACAACAUGGCGGGAGCGGAGUUCUCAAAUGCUACCCAUGAAUUGCUCAACGCCACUCUUCAUACCACCCUGGCCCUCACUACUAAACUGGUACUGCCGACACCUGCCAAGCCAAUCCUUCCGGUUGAAACUGGGGCACAGGCACAACAGGAGGAGCAGUCAAGUGGCAUGACAAUAUUCUUUAGCCUUCUUGUAUUAGCUAUCUGCAUCAUAUUGGUGCAUUUGUUGAUAAAAUACAGGCUGCAUUUCUUGCCAGAGAGUGUUGCCGUUGUUUCUUUAGGUAUCCUUAUGGGAGCAGUUAUAAAAAUUAUAGAAUUUCAGAAGCUGGCCAACUGGAAGGAAGAAGAAAUGUUUCGUCCUAAUAUGUUUUUUCUUCUUUUGCUUCCCCCAAUUAUAUUUGAAUCUGGGUAUUCAUUACACAAGGGGAAUUUCUUCCAAAACAUAGGCUCCAUCACCCUGUUUUCUGUGAUUGGGACAGCAAUUUCGGCUUUCAUUGUUGGAGGAGGCAUCUACUUUCUGGGUCAGGCUGAAGUAAUUUGUAAGCUCAACAUGACUGAUAGCUUUGCCUUUGGCUCCCUGAUAUCUGCUGUUGACCCAGUAGCCACAAUUGCAAUCUUUAAUGCCCUUAAUGUAGAUCCUGUACUUAACAUGCUUGUCUUUGGGGAAAGUAUUCUCAACGAUGCAGUCUCAAUUGUCCUAACAAACACUGCAGAAGGUUUGACAAGGGAACAUACGUCAGAUGUAAAUGGAUGGCAAACCUUUCUACAGGCGCUGGGUUAUUUUCUGAAGAUGUUUUUUGGUUCUGCAGCACUGGGGACUCUAACCGGCCUUAUUUCUGCAUUGGUGUUAAAGCACAUUGAUUUGCGGAAAACUCCUUCCCUGGAGUUUGGAAUGAUGAUCAUCUUUGCUUAUCUUCCGUAUGGACUUUCAGAAGGCAUUUCUCUCUCAGGUAUCAUGGCCAUCUUGUUCUCGGGCAUCGUCAUGUCUCACUACACCCACCACAACCUUUCUCCAGUUACACAGAUCCUAAUGCAGCAGACUUUGAGAACUGUUGCCUUCAUGUGUGAAACGUGCGUUUUUGCUUUUCUGGGCCUGUCGAUUUUUAGCUUUCCUCACAAGUUUGAAAUGUCCUUUGUCAUCUGGUGCAUAGUACUUGUGCUCUUUGGCAGAGCUGUCAAUAUUUUUCCACUCUCCUACCUGCUCAAUUUCUUCCGCGAUCACAAGAUCACCCCCAAAAUGAUGUUCAUCAUGUGGUUUAGUGGCUUACGCGGGGCAAUUCCCUAUGCCCUGAGUCUCCAUUUGGGCUUGGAACCAAUAGAAAAAAGGCAGCUGAUUGGGACAACCACCAUCAUCAUUGUGUUGUUCACCAUUUUACUGCUGGGCGGUGGAACCAUGCCCUUAAUCAGACUGAUCGAUAUCGAAGACUCGAAAGCCCGUCGGAGGAACAAGAAGGAUAUUAACCUCAGCAAGACAGAAAAAAUGGGAAACACCAUUGAAUCAGAACACCUAUCAGAACUCACAGAGGAAGAGUAUGAAGCCCACUACAUAAAGCGCCAGGACCUCAAAGGCUUCAUGUGGCUUGAUGCCAAAUACUUGAAUCCUUUCUUUACCAGACGUCUCACACAAGAGGACUUGCACCACGGACGGAUACAGAUGAAAAGCCUCACCAACAAAUGGUAUGAAGAGGUGCGGCAGGGACCCUCUGGAUCAGAAGACGAUGAGCAAGAAUUACUGUAGCAGGACAGAGUAGCUCAUUCUUAUUACCCCAAAAACAUUAAAUCUGAAGUAAUGGAAAGAGACUCUCAUCAUAAAAGACAGGAAACCUACAAAAGAUGAGUCUUUCAUGUCAUGCUUGUUCGUCGCAGCACAUACAUAGUACACUUUUUGCCACUUCACUGUCUGGAACAUCAAAAGUUGCAAUAGGUAUUGACGUGAAGGACCAUUUCUGAAUGCUGCAUUUCCAAGUCUCAGAUGGAAGUUGCAUUGCGUCCUUUAACCAGUAUCCGACUGCACUGGGAUCUUUAAAAAGCGGGUUACACCCAUGGCAAUUGGUGUUAUAAAAUGUAUGUUAAAAAGAUUCUGUAGGACAGUUUCAGUGCACUUUAACUUAUCCUUUUUAAAAAUCUACUGUGCCAGGAGGGUGGAAAGUAAUGCUGAGUAAUACUGUGAAUUAAUAUUAUAAUCAUAAACAAGUAAAUUAUUAUAUUGUCGAAGGCUUUCACGGCCGGAGAAUGAUGGUUGUUGUGGAUUUUCCGGGCUGUAUAGCCAUGGUCUUGGCAUUGU
Molecule: messenger RNA, 2325 nt
Organism: Eublepharis macularius
Lineage: Eukaryota; Metazoa; Chordata; Lepidosauria; Squamata; Eublepharidae
Gene: SLC9A8
Product: solute carrier family 9 member A8
Exons: 16
Coding region: 49-1779 (576 amino acids)
Biological process (GO): proton transmembrane transport; sodium ion transport; regulation of pH
Cellular component (GO): membrane; Golgi apparatus
Molecular function (GO): sodium:proton antiporter activity
Source: RefSeq, a predicted model, not a curated record